Messenger RNA from Salvia splendens (bonfire salvia), 450 nucleotides. RefSeq lists its product as uncharacterized. Lineage: Eukaryota; Viridiplantae; Streptophyta; Magnoliopsida; Lamiales; Lamiaceae. The record is from RefSeq and is a predicted model, not a curated record. The coding region runs from base 1 to 450 and encodes 149 amino acids. The transcript has a single exon.
AUGGGAGAUAUAGAAGAUAUGUCUCGUAUCAAGCGGCGUGGGGCCUAUGCCCGACCCUUCGGGCAGCAGAAGCGGCGGAGCUCGUGCGCGGGGAUCGACGGCAGCCCGUGGCCGGAGGAGGAGGAUGGAGUGGACCGGAAAACGCAGCGGGAGGAGCAGGAGAGGGACAACAAGGAGUAUUACGAGCACCACAAGGCGUCUCCGCUGUCGGAGAUCGAGGUUUGCGAUACGAGGAAGCCGGUGACUCAGGCGACGGAUGGGACGGCGCAGAGCGAGAGCGUCGGCUACGAUGGGAAUUGGGGGGAGGGGGUGUGGCGGCCGGAGCAGCUGGACACGGCGGAGGAGGCGCUAAGGAGGGCGGCGGAGAUAUUUCGGAUGAAUGCGAUGCGAGGGGAUCCGGACUCUCCGCACGGCAGAGUUCUCCGGCAGCUUCGCGGCGAGGAUUGGUGA